AUGCCGUACCACAUCCUAGUGAGCAGUAUCUGGGUGCGAGCCCUGGAGAGGAGACCAGACCUGGCCGAACACUACUACAUGUUGGUGAAGGACAAACUGCAGAAAGUCAAGGAUGAACUCAACAGAAAUAUUGUGUCGUGUAACAAGACCCUGUACGAGAUCCUACAGAAGUCAGGCCGCCACGUGUCUGUGAAGGAGGCUCUGGCAGACAGCAGGGCAACCAAGAAGAAGAAAGUUGCCAUCAACAGUCUGAAGCUGUCUGAUGAACAGCGAGACGUGCAGGAACAUGCUGUCAGGCUGGUACAGACAGCUGACCCUGACUUCAGGUCAUCCUGGGUUGACAUCAUACAGACUCAACAACUAGAGGGCCCAGGCUGGCAUGGCAGAUGUAUUGAUGUCCCCUAUUGGAUGUUAGAUCUAGAGACGGUGCACAACUUUGGCAGACUAUGUGCCCAGGGUACAACCAAGUGUAUGUGCCGUGAGGUGCGACUGUGCCAUGCCCUGUUAGAACUCAGGAGGCCUCACAUCAAGAGAAGUGGUGGAAGGUCCAACGACCCCAUGCUGCUCUUCGUACUCAACAGACUGGCUUUGCAGGAGUGUCACCGUGCCCCUCCGUUCUGUACUGCCUCCCACCAGCAGGGCAGACCUGUGAAUACUGUAGCCACUCACCAGGACUGUGUGGACAGGGAGGAGCAGCUGCAGGCCAGGGUUAUAGAGUUAGAGAAACAAGUGAAGCAGGUGGCAGAGAGGAACAAGACAGAGCUGAACAAACUCACCACCAAACUGUCCCUGGCAGAGAAGGAGAACGAGGAGAUCAGCUACCACGAUGCUUACAGGAUGUUUGAAGAAAAGUUUAGGUCAGAAGUCAGGAAACUCAAGGCACAGUUUGAGAUGUGCCCUGAUCACACAGUAUGUGGAGAGACAGCAGACAGAUCUCCGGGACAGGAACACAAAACAGAAGUGUCAGACCAUCAUAGAUAUGUGCACAGACAUGAAGGAGGAGCUACAUCUUGCAAGAGAAGGUCCUACCUGAUCCAGCCCAGUGGACACUAUAACAGCUGUGAGACAUGCCUGUUACAGUUAGCAGGCUGUCCUGUGUGUAAGAUACCCAUAGAGAGCAAGAUCAAGGUCUUUGAAUAG
Molecule: messenger RNA, 1140 nt
Organism: Branchiostoma belcheri (Belcher's lancelet)
Lineage: Eukaryota; Metazoa; Chordata; Leptocardii; Amphioxiformes; Branchiostomatidae
Exons: 10
Coding region: 1-1140 (379 amino acids)
Source: RefSeq, a predicted model, not a curated record